Cucurbita pepo subsp. pepo (vegetable marrow) is the source of this 1101-nucleotide messenger RNA. The record is from RefSeq and is a predicted model, not a curated record. NCBI's taxonomy places the organism in Eukaryota, Viridiplantae, Streptophyta, Magnoliopsida, Cucurbitales, Cucurbitaceae.
AUGUAUAAGAAAUCAAAGUCAUUUUUCUUGAGUGGUUUUGUGGAUGUUGAUUGGGUUGGUGACGUGAACAACAGACGCUCCGCAACAAGUUUUUGUUUUACAGCAGGCUCUUCUGCAAUUUCAUGGAACAGUAAAAAGCAAAGCACUUUUGCUUUGUCAAGUUGUGAAGCAGAAUAUGUACCUGCUACAAUGGCUACUCGAGAAUGGUUGUGGCUCAGGAAACUUAUUCAAGAAAUGGUGACUACUCUCAAUCAGCCAAUUCAAAUUAAUUGUGAUAAUGAAAGUGCAAUAAAACUGGUUGGAAAUCCGGCAUUUCAUGCUCGUUCGAAACAUAUUGAAACUCAUUAUCAUUUUGUUCGAGAGAAAGUGUUAUGGCAGUAUGUUCAAUUGCAAAAAAUACAUACUAAUGAGCAUGUUGCAAACAUAUUUACUAAGACACUUGCCAAAGUGAAGUUUGAAGUUAUUCCUAAGGCUCUUGGAGAUUUUGUUAGCUUUAUUUCUGCAAAUAAAUUAGUUGCAGUUUUCUCUGUACUGUGUNAUGAAACUCAUCUAAUUGCAGCAAAAAUGAUUCUUUAUUACAUGAAGGGCACCCUAAAUUAUGAAUUAAUGUAUAAGAAAUCAAAGUCAUUUUUCUUGAGUGGUUUUGUGGAUGUUGAUUGGGUUGGUGACGUGAACAACAGACGCUCCGCAACAAGUUUUUGUUUUACAGCAGGCUCUUCUGCAAUUUCAUGGAACAGUAAAAAGCAAAGCACUUUUGCUUUGUCAAGUUGUGAAGCAGAAUAUGUACCUGCUACAAUGGCUACUCGAGAAUGGUUGUGGCUCAGGAAACUUAUUCAAGAAAUGGUGACUACUCUCAAUCAGCCAAUUCAAAUUAAUUGUGAUAAUGAAAGUGCAAUAAAACUGGUUGGAAAUCCGGCAUUUCAUGCUCGUUCGAAACAUAUUGAAACUCAUUAUCAUUUUGUUCGAGAGAAAGUGUUAUGGCAGUAUGUUCAAUUGCAAAAAAUACAUACUAAUGAGCAUGUUGCAAACAUAUUUACUAAGACACUUGCCAAAGUGAAGUUUGAAGUUAUUCCUAAGGCUCUUGGAGUUUUUGAGAAAUAA